Pochonia chlamydosporia 170 is the source of this 1581-nucleotide messenger RNA. Its product is annotated as mitochondrial protein Fmp26. Gene Ontology annotation, biological process: inner mitochondrial membrane organization. The coding region runs from base 1 to 1581 and encodes 526 amino acids. NCBI's taxonomy places the organism in Eukaryota, Fungi, Ascomycota, Sordariomycetes, Hypocreales, Clavicipitaceae. The record is from RefSeq and is a predicted model, not a curated record. The transcript is spliced from 3 exons. Gene Ontology annotation, cellular component: mitochondrial inner membrane.
AUGCAAGGCAAGCACGACAAAGGGACCGCGAAGGACAAAGGGAACACCGCGCUGCAACCCGAACCACGCGACGGCGAUGAUGUACAACGAAUGUUCCUGGCACUAUACUUGUGCAUAGGGAUCAAAGCUCUCCUCUGGUUAAUUGAGUUCAACCAGGAUGUUGGUGUGGAGAAGGUUGGCAUUGAGCAAAGCAAAGCGAGAUUGGGCUGGUUGUCCGAGCAACGUGAGUUUCAGCCAAUAGCUGCGCUCCAAUCCAAACGGGUCGGCAUCGGAAAAAGCCGCCUUUCCAGCCAAGCCAAGCAUGGCGUGUGGCAUUGGUUCAUGGCUGAAGGCUGUCAUGCGCAAACUGGUCGACGUCAAUUCCGAUUUUGCGUCUUGAACAGUGGCAUCGAGGACCAAAGGUGUUCCCAUCGAACCUGCGACACCAUGAUGCGAGGGUCUUCGCCGCUGGUGAGGUCGGUGCGAGGCCUCUGCGUCCAGCGACCUCCGUCGUUUGUCUGUUGGCAAUGCCGCACAAUUCAGAUCAGUGCGGCGCCAAGCACCGACACACCGAGGGUGACUGGCGAUGCUUUUGGAGCUCCGGUUGAUGGUGGACGAGAUAUGGCCGAUGCUCGAUUCGAAGUCCUUGGAUCUCCAUACUCAUUGCUAUCCGUCACCUUGUCAGCAUCGCAGAAGCUUUAUACGAGGCGAGGCACUCUUGUCGCCGUAGCAGGCAAUCCAGAAAAUGCCCAAUCCACACUAUCGCUAUUGAACCCUUUGACUCGAGCGACCUUUGGAGUUCCUUUCCUCUACCAGCGAAUUUCUGCGACAACCCCAAUUACCGCUCUUAUUUCCACCAAGUCACCGACGACCACGUUCACCGUGCUUCAUCUGGAUGGCACGACCGACUGGAUGGUUUCGCAACGAAAUGCGCUGCUGGCGUGGACCGGUCACACAUUGACACUAUCAUCUCGAAUCCAGCACAGACUGGCGCUCGCACAUUGGGGUAGCACGCACUUUACUGGACGAGGACUGGCAGCCCUGUCUGCUCCAGGACAGAUCUACCAGCUUACUCUAGGAGAAGGUGAGGAGUUCGUCGCCCAUCCCGGCAGCGUUGUGGCAUAUUCAGUGUCGAGAAACGCCCCGCAACCAUUCCGAUUCAAGAGCACAAGCCUGCGCCUUCAAGUCCCUUCGUUGACGUCGUGGAUUCCUGAAAUGGAAUUUAUGAAAACCGUGCGCAACUCGGACAUCUACAAAAUCCUUGCGAGGAGCCUGCACAACUUCCGAACUGUCGCUCGGCGCACUAUCUGGGGAGAUCGACUGUUUCUCCAGUUCACGGGACCCACUACUCUCUUGAUGUCAAGUCGUGGUGUCCGUGUUGCAGAUGUUUUGUCCAAGGAACAGGUGAAUGAGAUUGCAGACGCGCCAGCAGGAGCAGUAGCGUCGGCAAUUGAGCUUGGAAGCAAACCAAAAGAUGGAGAGCAGAGCCUAGGAACCUCCAAGGUUGAAGAGGUCGCAAGCAACUUGCAGGUUGGGUCGACACAAAAAGAUGGCAAGGUCACGUUUGAGGAUGGAAAAGACCUGAAAGAGUUUGUGAGGUGA